CCACUGUGAGGCUUAUUCGGAGGAGCAAUAAAAACGCCAUAAAACUCUCACACUCUUUUUCUUUUCUUUCUAAACCUAAAAGCCCACAGCGGCGUCGCCGGCGAAUCCCUCAAAACUCCGAAUUCAAUUCCGGCAAUGGGCAAAGUCAAGGGGAAGCAUCGUUUGGACAAGUACUAUCGCCUUGCCAAAGAGCAUGGCUAUCGCUCUCGUGCCUCAUGGAAACUUGCUCAGCUCGAUUCCAAAUACAACUUCCUCCGCUCCUCCCAUGCCGUCCUCGAUCUCUGUGCCGCUCCUGGUGGUUGGAUGCAAAUUGCCGUCGAGCGGGUUCCCGUCGGUAGCCUCGUCGUCGGUGUCGAUUUGGUUCCCAUUGCGCCCGUCCGCGGUGCUGUCGCUAUCGAGCAGGAUAUUACCAAGCCGGAGUGUAAGGCCCGGCUCAAGAAGAUUAUGAGUGACAAAGGGUGCGCUGCUUUUGAUUUGAUUUUGCACGAUGGUUCACCCAAUGUUGGCGGGGCUUGGGCGCAGGAGGCUAUGGCUCAGAAUUCCUUGGUUAUAGACUCUGUUAAAUUAGCUACUCAGUUGUUGGCUCCGAAGGGCACAUUUGUUACCAAGGUUUUCAGGUCACAAGAUUACAGUUCUGUCCUAUAUUGUCUCAAGCAGUUAUUUAAUAAGGUUGAGGUUGAUAAACCAGCAGCAAGUCGAUCUACAUCUGCAGAAAUUUAUAUUUUGGGUUUUAGUUAUAAGGCUCCUGCAAAGAUUGAUCCUCAUCUUCUUGAUGUGAAACACCUAUUUCAAGGAUCUGUCGAACCCCAACGGAAGGUGGUGGAUGUACUUAGAGGAACAAAACAAAAGAGACAUCGUGAUGGAUAUGAAGAUGGAGAUAUGACUCUUCGGAAAGUGUCUUCUGCAUCUAAUUUCAUCUGGUCAGAUUCUCCUCUUGAGAUUUUAGGAACUGUGACUUGCAUAACUUUUGAUGAUCCUGCUUGUUUGCCGAUUAAGGAUAAUGAUUUAACAACUGAAGAGGUUAAGGCACUUUGUGAUGAUUUGCGUGUCUUGGGAAAGCAAGAUUUCAAGCAUCUGCUGAAGUGGCGAUUGAACAUAAGGAAGGCCUUAUCUCCCAAUCUAAAGGCUACAUCCACUUUGGUUAAAGAUGCUGAAAAUGAGGUAAAGCAGGAUGAAGAUGAUAAACUACUAAAUGAGAUGGAGGAGCUGACAUAUGCUAUGGAGCGGAAGAAGAAAAGGGCAAAGAAGUUACUUGCAAAAAGGAAAGCUAAGGACAAAGCUAGGAAAGCGAUGGGGGCGCAACUAGAUGUCAUGGAAGAGGGUUAUGUUGAUCAUGAGUUAUUCUCUCUUUCCAACAUCAAGGGUAAGAAUGAUUUAAGAGUUGUUGAUUCAACUGACUAUGAUGAUGGCAAUGAUGAGUUUGGAGAACAUGAAAAUGAUGUGACCAACGAGGAAAACCAUGGGUCUUCAGCUAGUGAUAUUGAUUCUGAUGAAGAGCGCAGAAGGUAUGAUGAACAUAUGGAAGAAUUGUUGGAUCAGGCUUAUGAAAGCUUUAUUUCCAGAAAGGAAGGAACUGCAAAGCAGCGGAAACGUGCAAGAAAAGCCUAUUCUGAUGAUGUCGAGAUGCUUGAGGAGGAUGAGAAUGGAGUCGAUGGUGUUCAAUCUGAUUAUGACUCCGACGAAAAUAUUGUAGAUGCGGAUAGAAAUCCACUGAUGGUAUCUCUUGAUGAUGGUGCGGAGCCAACUCAAGAGGACAUUGCAAACAAGUGGUUCAGUCAGGAUAUUUUUGCUGAAGCAGCAGAGGAGGGAGAUUUGAAGGGGUUGGAUAGCGAAGAUGAUACGCAGGUUGAUGGACCAAAGGAAAGUACUGCUGUCUCCAAAGAAGGCAAGUCAAAUAUUCCAAAGAAUGCAAGAGAGAAGUCCAAAAUUUCAACUGAAUCUAACGAAGCAGACAAUGGAUUUGAGGUAGUCCCUGCCCCGGCUACAGAUUCAAGUGACAGUUCAUCCUCUGAAGAGUCUGACGAUGAAGAUCCUGACACAAAGGCUGAGAUAUUAGCAUGUGCAAAGAAGAUGCUGAGGAAAAAGCAAAGAGAGCAAAUUCUUGACGAUUCUUACAACAAGUACAUGUUUGAUGACACAGGCUUGCCCAAGUGGUUUUUGGAUGAGGAGCGUAGACAUCGUCAACCGAUAAAGCCUGUAACCAAAGAGGAGGUUGCGGCAAUGAGAGCACAAUUCAAAGAAAUCGAUGCUCGCCCUGCUAAAAAGGUAGCUGAAGCUAAAGCACGAAAGAAGCGAGUUGCAAUGAAGAGACUCGAGAAGGUUCGUAAGAAGGCAAACGUCAUCUCAGACCAGGCUGAUAUAUCGGAUCGAUCAAAGAGGAAGAUGAUUGAUCAACUUUACAAAAAAGCUGUACCCCAAAGGCCCAAAAAGGAACUUGUGGUUGCAAAGAAAGGAGUUCAAGUCAGGGUUGGUAAAGGUAAAGUCUUGGUUGAUCGACGUAUGAAGAAGGACGCGAGGAAGCAUGGAAUGAGCAAGCAGGGUAAAGGUUCAAAGAAGGGAAAGAACUCAAAGGCUCCAAGAGCUAAGGGGGGAUUUGCCAAGGACUCAAAGGCACCAAGAGGUAAUGCCGGAUUCGCUAAGGCUUCCGGGAAGAAGGGAAGAAAGGGAAAUAAAUGAUGGAAGAAAAUGUGUGGAAAUGUCCAAACUGGUGAUAUACAGAGAUGAAGCAUUCUGCCAAUUUACUCUCGUGUACAAUUUUGCAGUUCGAUUCAAUUUUGAUAUUUAUUCUUUGUCCAACAAAAGCUAUUAUGUGGAAACACCAUCAAAGUUUAGUAUAGUUUUAACUUAAAAAUAUGCAUUUUGUAGUAUCGGAUGAUUGGGAAGUGACUUUAUGGGACUAGAGAAAGAGAAAUUAUGAUAGUUGCUUUGUAACUUUUAAAUGUU
Messenger RNA from Benincasa hispida (wax gourd), 2943 nucleotides. Its product is annotated as FtsJ-like methyltransferase family protein. Gene Ontology annotation, biological process: maturation of LSU-rRNA from tricistronic rRNA transcript (SSU-rRNA, 5.8S rRNA, LSU-rRNA); maturation of 5.8S rRNA from tricistronic rRNA transcript (SSU-rRNA, 5.8S rRNA, LSU-rRNA); rRNA methylation. Gene Ontology annotation, molecular function: rRNA (uridine-2'-O-ribose)-methyltransferase activity; rRNA (guanine) methyltransferase activity. Gene Ontology annotation, cellular component: preribosome, large subunit precursor; nucleolus; nucleus. The record is from RefSeq and is a predicted model, not a curated record. NCBI's taxonomy places the organism in Eukaryota, Viridiplantae, Streptophyta, Magnoliopsida, Cucurbitales, Cucurbitaceae.